This is a messenger RNA of Arabis nemorensis, 1152 nucleotides long. The record is from the annotation of a GenBank genome assembly. Lineage: Eukaryota; Viridiplantae; Streptophyta; Magnoliopsida; Brassicales; Brassicaceae.
AUGGCGAUGCUACGAGCCACCAGAGCAGCCAUCAAAGCAUGUGCUUCCUCUUCUUCUUCGGGUUACUUCGCACGUCACUUUCAUGCAUCUUCUGGUGAUACUAAAAAGAUUGUUGGAGUUUUCUACAAGGCCAACGAAUACGCUUCCAAGAACCCUAACUUCCUUGGCUGCGUCGAGAACGCCUUAGGAAUCCGCGACUGGCUAGAAUCACAAGGACAUGAGUACAUCGUAACCGAUGACAAAGAAGGCCCAAACUGCGAACUUGAGAAACAUAUCCCGGAUCUUGACGUCCUAAUAUCAACUCCAUUUCACCCGGCAUAUGUGACUGCUGAAAGAAUCAAGAAAGCCAAGAACCUAAAGCUUCUCCUUACGGCUGGUAUUGGCUCGGAUCACAUCGACUUGCAUGCAGCUGCAGCCGCUGGUCUGACGGUGGCUGAAGUCACCGGAAGCAACGUGGUCUCGGUAGCAGAAGACGAGUUCAUGAGAAUCUUGAUCCUCGUGCGCAACUUCGUACCAGGGUACAACCAAGCCAUCAAUGGUGAGUGGAACGUCGCGGGGAUUUGUUAUAGAGCUUAUGAUCUAGAAGGGAAGACGAUAGGAACCGUGGGAGGUGGAAGAAUCGGGAAGCUUUUGCUACAACGGUUGAAACCAUUCGGGUGUAACUUAUUGUACCAUGACAGGCUUCAGAUGGAACCAGAGAUAGAGAAAGAGAUUGGAGCUAAGUACGUUGAGAAUCUCAAUGAAAUGCUUCCAAAAUGUGAUGUCAUUGUCGUCAACACUCCUCUCACGGAGAAGACAAGAGGAAUAUUCAACAAAGAGAUGAUAGAGAAAAUGAAGAGAGGAGUUUUGAUAGUGAACAACGCAAGAGCAACAAUUAUGGAGAGGCAAGCGGUGGUGGAGGCGACGGAGAGUGGACACAUUGGUGGGUACAGUGGAGACGUGUGGGACCCACAACCAGCUUCUAAGGACCAUCCAUGGCGUUACAUGCCUAACCAUGCCAUGACCCCUCACAUCUCCGGCACCACCAUGGACGCUCAGCUACGAUAUGCAGCGGGGACUAAAGAUAUGCUAGAGAGAUACUUUAAGGGGGAAGACUUCCCUGCCCAAAAUUACAUCGUCAAGAACGGUGAAAUUGCUCCUCAGUACAUGUAA